AUGAAGGUGUCUGGCCCUGCCUCCUGCCUCCUAUUGCUCACCUUCGGCGCCUGCUUUCCUCUGGACGAGGGGCAGGAAUUGAGAUACCCCGGAGAAGAAUGGGAAGUGAUGGGAGAGCUGCCUGGCCUUUGGGUCCCCGAAGGCUCGAAGCGGAAGCAUUCGCCCGAAGACCUCGAGUCCCUCCUCAGCAUGGCCAGGGAACUGCAGGGCUCUGAGAAGGAGAGAGCUGGCAUCCGGUUCCGCUUCGGGAGGGAGGAAGGAGGCCCAGAAGAGGAAAGCGAAGCUGUCAACUACCUGCCGGAAGAAGCCGGGGAAAAGCGGGGCGGCACUUUGGGAAGCCUCGCGGAGGAGCUGAAUGGCUAUAGCCGGAAGAAGGGAGGCUUCAGCUUCCGUUUUGGGAGGAGGAGGGCCACUUUGUUCUGA
This is a messenger RNA of Rhineura floridana, 423 nucleotides long. It is a transcript of the gene QRFP, whose product is annotated as pyroglutamylated RFamide peptide. Gene Ontology annotation, molecular function: orexigenic neuropeptide QRFP receptor binding. NCBI's taxonomy places the organism in Eukaryota, Metazoa, Chordata, Lepidosauria, Squamata, Rhineuridae. The record is from RefSeq and is a predicted model, not a curated record. The transcript has a single exon. The coding region runs from base 1 to 423 and encodes 140 amino acids.